This is a messenger RNA of Epinephelus lanceolatus (giant grouper), 1932 nucleotides long. RefSeq names its product chaperonin containing TCP1, subunit 5 (epsilon) (gene cct5). The record is from RefSeq and is a predicted model, not a curated record. Gene Ontology annotation, biological process: protein folding. Lineage: Eukaryota; Metazoa; Chordata; Actinopteri; Perciformes; Serranidae. Gene Ontology annotation, molecular function: ATP hydrolysis activity; ATP-dependent protein folding chaperone; ATP binding.
CCCCGCCCGUGGAUCCUUCCAGAAGUCGCCGGCAGACCCGUGCGGCUUGCACUUCAGCCACACUCCAGAUUUCCAUCGUAAAAACCUCUUAUUUUACCCCGUGAACACUUACUAGGUGUCCCAAUCCCUCAGUCAACAUGUCCGCUUUGGGGACACUUGCUUUCGAUGAGUAUGGAAGGCCUUUCAUCAUAAUUAAAGACCAGGACAAGAAGACACGGUUAUCGGGCAUUGACGCACUGAAGUCUCAUAUUAUGGCAGCCAAGGCUGUCGCGUCAACUCUCAAGACAUCUUUGGGACCCAAUGGUCUUGACAAGAUGAUGGUUGACAGGGAUGGAGAGGUGACUGUAACCAACGAUGGAGCCACUAUUCUCAGCAUGAUGGAUGUGGACCACCAGAUUGCCAAGCUUAUGGUGGAGCUCUCCAAAUCCCAGGAUGAUGAGAUUGGUGAUGGAACCACUGGAGUUGUUGUGCUGGCUGGGGCUCUGCUUGAACAGGCUGAGCAGCUGCUGGACCGUGGAAUCCACCCCAUCAGGAUCUCCGACGGUUAUGACCAGGCCGCACGCAUUGCCAUCGAGCAGCUCGACAAAAUUGCUGAAACCUUACCCUGCGAUGUCAACAACACAGAGCCACUCAUUGAGACAGCCAUGACAACGCUGGGAUCCAAAAUUAUCAACCGGUGUCACAGGCAGAUGGCAGAGAUCGCAGUGAAUGCCAUCCUCACUGUGGCCGACAUGGAGAGGAAGGAUGUAGACUUUGAGCUCAUCAAGAUGGAGGGCAAAGUGGGAGGCAAGCUGGAGGACACACAGCUCAUCAAGGGAGUCAUAGUUGACAAGGAGUUCAGCCACCCUCAGAUGCCCAAGGUUCUGAAAGAUGCUAAAAUUGCCAUCCUUACCUGCCCGUUUGAGCCACCUAAGCCGAAGACCAAGCAUAAGUUGGAUGUGACCUCUGUGGAGGACUACAAAGCUCUCCAGACAUAUGAAAAAGAGAAGUUUGAGGAGAUGAUCCAACAGGUCAAAAGCAAUGGUGCUAACUUGGCCAUCUGCCAGUGGGGCUUUGAUGAUGAAGCCAACCACCUUCUGCUGCAGAAUGAGCUGCCAGCAGUGCGCUGGGUCGGAGGGCCUGAGAUCGAGCUGAUCGCCAUAGCCACAGGAGGCCGCAUCGUGCCGCGGUUCUCUGAGUUGACACCAGAGAAGCUUGGUACAGCUGGUGUAGUGAAGGAGAUCUCUUUCGGCACCACAAAGGAUCGCAUGCUGGUUAUCCAGGAGUGCAAAAACACCAGAGCUGUAACCAUUUUCAUCCGUGGAGGCAACAAAAUGAUCAUUGAAGAGGCCAAGCGCGCUCUCCAUGAUGCUCUGUGUGUAAUACGCAAUCUGGUCAAAGACAACCGUGUUGUGUAUGGAGGAGGAGCUUCAGAGAUUGCAUGUGCUCUGGCUGUCAACCAGGCUGCAGAUAAGUGCCCAUCAUUGGAGCAGUAUGCCAUGAGGUCAUUUGCCGAUGCUCUGGAGGUAAUCCCAAUGGCGCUGGCUGAGAACAGCGGGCUGAACCCAAUCCAGACGAUGGCAGAGGUCAGAGCCAGACAGGUCAGAGAGAACAACGCCUUCCUCGGCAUCGACUGUCUGCACAACAACACCAAUGACAUGAAGCAGCAACACGUGGUCGAGACCCUGAUCGGCAAGAAGCAGCAGAUCUUGCUGGCUACACAGGUCGUCAAGAUGAUCCUAAAGAUUGAUGACAUCCGCAGCCCGGGAGAGAGCGAAGACUGAAGGCCUCCUGAAACAUUUGAAGAUUUCUGAGCUGUUCUAGAGGUUUUAGGCACUUCCCCGAGCAUCAUGUCCAAACCGCACUGCAUAUUGCUAUUUAUCAUUUGAUACAAAAUGUUCAAGCUGUUGUAGUAUCAAAAGUCACCAUUAAAAUGUUGGUCUGUUGAAAGUU